Messenger RNA from Lineus longissimus, 1207 nucleotides. Its product is annotated as acyl-carrier-protein phosphodiesterase PptH-like. Bases 104 to 1105 code for a protein of 333 amino acids. The record is from RefSeq and is a predicted model, not a curated record. Gene Ontology annotation, molecular function: hydrolase activity. NCBI's taxonomy places the organism in Eukaryota, Metazoa, Nemertea, Pilidiophora, Heteronemertea, Lineidae. The transcript is spliced from 2 exons.
AUGGUGUAGAGUAUGGUGCUGCCACCAUUAUUUUGUACGGAGGGAAUUUUAACUAAUCGUUGGUGGAAGUGUCACAUGACCAACAAAAUGUCAGCGACCAUGAAUGAUGAAACGUGCUUAUAGAAACUUGCAAAAAGUUGCGAAUUUUAGCAAAAUGAGUGGUCAAGAUAGCUACAUCAGGCGUGUCAUAGCAAUAUCUGAUAUUCAUGUAGAUUAUAGAGACAAUUUAGAGAUUGUAGAAAGCUGGUCGAAAGAGAAAUACGGAAAAGAUGCGUUAAUUUUGGCAGGAGAUGUCACAGAUUUGACUUCGCUCCUUGAAACAACCUUGAAACGUCUUGCUCGGGUCUUUGCUGAGGUGUUUUUUGUACCAGGCAACCAUGAUCUUUGGCUACGCCGGCCAGAAUUCGCAAACUCGAUCGAAAAAUUCCACGAAAUCCUGAAAAUGUGUGAGAGAAAUGGCAUCCACACCAAACCAGGUAAACUUUCACUUUCUGCCAAGGACCAUAUCUGGAUUGUUCCACUCUAUUCUUGGUACGCCACACCAGAGGAGGAUGCAAAUGAUGCCACCUAUAUCACUCCACAAGUACCGGAGAACAUUGAGAAAAAUCGACAAAUGUGGAUGGACAAUUUUGCUUGCAAGUGGCCAGAUUUGGUUGAAACUCGCUCAAAAUACUUUGCCAACUUGAAUGAUGAAAUGUUAAAACCCUCUCUCCCCUUUGACGGCCCUGUGAUAUCGUUCAGUCAUUUUCUGCCGCGUACUGAUCUGAUACUGUCUUCCAAAGAGGAAGAAGAUGCGAUAAAAAAAGAGCGCGAAAGGCUGAAUUUGGAAGAUACAACUGCACCGAAACGUCAGGGGGGUGUUGCAGGUUUUAACUUUUCUCGUUAUGCUGGUGCGAAAUGUUUAGAGACACAGAUACGCAGCUUUAAGUCCACAGUUCACGUGCAUGGCCAUCAGCAUCGGAAUCGUGACCGCACUAUUGAUGGUGUGCGUUAUGUUUCCCAUUGCCUUGGCUAUGGCCAUGAAAGAGAGAAGGGACUCCUUUGGGGGUUACAUGAGUUGGAUAAUGGACCAAGACAGGUGUGGCCUCUUGUCAACAAUUUCUAAGGAGCUGGGAUGCUGUUCGAAAGGGUUUCAGACAGUGGACACGAACUAGAAGAUCUUUAGUGAUAGGUGAACAGUUCGAAAAUGCUGCAAGAUAUCUUAGUG